GUUUAUGCACAUGUGGGUGCAUAAAUAUAUGAGCCUUUAUGUAUAUUAUGUAUGUGUGGGUUUAGACAAACCCAGCCCUGCCAGCUGAGCCCAGGCCAACUUCUUGCACCUUCCCAGUUCCCAGCAGUUCCCAUUUCCAGCAGGGAAAUGCUGCCCAGUUGCUCAGAGUUGCUCAGAACAACUGGGCUGGUGAUUUGUGAGAUGGGGCACUAAAGCCUGGAGAGGCAGAGGGGGUUACCCAAGGACAGGGUACAUUGGUGGCAGAGGCACCAGUGUGACCAUCCUCGUGUCCCAUUCCCGACAGUCCAUGUUUAGUACCCCAAAAUUCCCAAUUUGUCCGCAUCAUUACACCUCCAGGCUUCCCUAAUUGGAGAUUUCCCUUAAAACAGCCCAGCCUUGGUCCCCACCAAGGAGUCCUGGGGCAGAGGGGGUAUAUCCUUGGCCACCUUGGGAUCAGCCAGGCAAUGUUUGGGGACAAGGGUGUGGUGGCUUUGGCCAAGGGAACACACAGAGGUGGAGCAUCCCCCCUUCAUCCUCGGAAAUCUGCUGAGCCGGAGCUUUCGCUUCCCUCCAGCCCAGCUUUGUCCAGCCCUGCCAGGGAGCCACAAACCACCACCCCCCACCCCCCCCCCAGUGAGCAGGACAAACCAAAGAGGAAGGUUUCCAAGGCAGGAAAGCCCCUUCCCUUAUCCUAUUUGAGGACAGCAGCUGCCAGGAUAUUUUCCCUCUGUAUCCAGCUAGCAGAAGCCCCUUCCUAUUAACACAGGGUGUUAAUUAGAGCUAAUUCCAUGGGAGAAGGGCUGGUAUGAGAUGGUAGGAGGGGGACAAAGUCAGGGGAAGCUCGAGGCUGCUGGGGAGCAGCAACAAGGAUUAUUUUUAAUCUCUUCCCCAUCUGGCCACAGAACAGUCCCACUUCUCUUUCCCAACCCUUGUUCCUCCCCCACAGACACCUUAAAUCCCUGGGAUAAGGGUGAUCCCAUCCUCCAGAGCACCCCAACACCACGGGCACCCCUUUUCCCCCCUAAAAGUCUCAUUUCCCACUGGAUUUUGCCAUCACUGUUGCCUCAGGGCACCAGGACCGCAAUCCUAUGGAUUUGGGAGGCACCAACCACCUCUCCCCAGGGGCUGGCAAGGAUAUCUCUGAGGGUUUCUCGAGGUGCCGCUGAGGGGCCGCACCAGCAGAGAGGACACUGACGGGGUGGCGCCGCCACCAUGGCCAACCUGACGGCCCUGGUGGGCGCCGGGAGGAACUCGUGCACCUUCCACGAGGAGUUCAAACAGGUGCUGCUGCCCCUGGUGUACUCGGUGGUGUUCGUGGUGGGGCUGCCCCUCAACGCCGUGGUCAUCGGGCAGAUCUGGGUGGCGCGGAAGGCGCUGAGCCGCUCCAUGAUCUACAUGCUCAACCUGGCCGUGGCAGACCUGCUCUACGUCUGCUCCCUGCCCCUCCUCAUCUACAACUACACCCAGAAGGACUAUUGGCCUUUCGGGGACUUCACCUGCAAGUUCGUCCGCUUCCAGUUCUACUCCAACCUCCACGGCAGCAUCUUCUUCCUCACCUGCAUCAGCGUCCAGCGCUACCUGGGCAUCUGCCACCCCCUGGCCUCGUGGCACAAGCGCAAGGGGAAGAAGCUGACGUGGCUGGUGUGUGCCGGGGUGUGGUUCAUCGUCGUCGCCCAGUGCCUGCCCACCUUCGUCUUCGCCUCCACGGGCACGCAGCGGAACCGCACGGUGUGCUACGACCUGAGCCCCCCCGACCGCUCGGCCGCCUACUUCCCCUACGGCAUCACCCUCACCGUCACCGGCUUCCUGCUGCCCUUCGCCGCCAUCCUGGGCUGCUACUGCAGCAUGGCCCGCAUCCUGUGCCAGAAGGACGAGCUCGUCGGCCUGGCCGUGCACAAGAGGAAGGACAAGGCCGUGCGCAUGGUCAUCAUCGUGGUCAUCGUCUUCUCCAUCAGCUUCCUGCCCUUCCACCUCACCAAGACCAUCUACCUGAUGGUCCGCUCCUCCGACGGCGUGCCCUGCCCGGCCCUGCAGGCCUUUGCCAUCGCCUACAAGUGCACCAGGCCCUUCGCCAGCAUGAACAGCGUCCUGGACCCCAUCCUCUUCUACUUCACCCAGCGCAAGUUCCGCGAGAGCACCCGCUACCUCCUGGACAAGGUGAGCUCCAAGUGGCGCCACGACCACUGCGUCACCUACGGCUCGUAGGGGAGGACAGGGCCACCUCAGUGGCACUAUUUUGACUUUCGGCUCCAUGGCUUCAGCUGGGGACGUGCUGGAGGACAGGAGGACGGCGUCUCCCAAGCUUCCAGCACUUUGAUCCCAUCUCCAGCCCGCAGCGGCGCAGUAUUAACCCACCACAGUGUACUCUCCCUGGCUUGGUUGCUCAGUUGGAGCAGCUCAGCACCACAUUUGGUGGCCAAGCCACCAAUGAAACAAAAAUCCACUGGAUAGCAUGGUGGGACCACACUGGACACAGACCCUGGCUCAGGAUGAGCUGCUGGGGGACAACUUCUCCCCCUACUCAAAGAGAAAUUCCCUGGUGGGGAGGUGAAAAGGAGACACCCUCUCCCAGGCUGGGGAGGGUUUAGCUCAACUCAUUACCUGUCUGGGAGACAUGGGCCUGUGUGUUUCUCCAGCUCAAGAUCAGUGUUGUGGAUGUUUCCUGGACAUCCCCAAGCCCCAGUUCCCGGAAUGGGGCCGCACCAGGAAGAGAUAGGGACCCACUGGUACCAUUGGUGCUGCCAAAUGGUGGCAGAACAUCCCUGGCCAGACUGGGAACUGGGAAAGGGUAACUGGGACACUCAGGCUGGGUUUUCCACCCAAACCAUGACCAUGGACUGGGUCAGACACAAGCCAGCAGCUUUGUCACCUGCCGGGGGACCUUCAGCAUCAUCUGAGUCCAGCUCCCUGCUUAGCCCAGCACCCCAAACCUGGCCCAUCCUGGUGUCUGUGGUGCCCUGCUGUCACCUCCUAACCAGGACCCACCAAAAUCAGAGCCAGCACACCUGGACACAAUGUCUGGAGUUGGGAACCCCAUGUCACCGAGCUCCUCAGUGUCCUCAGCCAUGUCACUGCACGUCCCACUGUUGGUGUGGCCUCUCCCCUGCUCCCACACUGGACUGGGGAUUGAGCUUUGCUCCCACAGCCUCUGGAUGCUGCUCCCUCCCAGCGAGGAGGGAUUGGUGAGGUGACACCCUGCUAAUCGCUCUGCCAGUCUCCUUUAACAUGUAGGAUGUAUAGAAGAAGGCUCCCCCUCUCCUCACUGCCUGCACACCCACUGUAUGUACAUACAGAGAAUAUAUGUGAGCAGGGCGAGGGCUGGGCCCAGCACAGGCUCCACCUGAGCACAGCAUAUGGAUCUAUAAGUGUAUGUGUGUAUAUAGAGUAUAAAUACAGAUAUAUAUAGAGAGAA
Messenger RNA from Pipra filicauda (Wire-tailed manakin), 3412 nucleotides. RefSeq names its product pyrimidinergic receptor P2Y6 (gene P2RY6). Gene Ontology annotation, biological process: phospholipase C-activating G protein-coupled receptor signaling pathway; cellular response to pyrimidine ribonucleotide. The record is from RefSeq and is a predicted model, not a curated record. Gene Ontology annotation, cellular component: plasma membrane. NCBI's taxonomy places the organism in Eukaryota, Metazoa, Chordata, Aves, Passeriformes, Pipridae. Gene Ontology annotation, molecular function: G protein-coupled UDP receptor activity; G protein-coupled UTP receptor activity; G protein-coupled ADP receptor activity. The transcript is spliced from 2 exons. The coding region runs from base 1213 to 2205 and encodes 330 amino acids.